This is a messenger RNA of Olea europaea var. sylvestris, 769 nucleotides long. RefSeq lists its product as uncharacterized. The record is from RefSeq and is a predicted model, not a curated record. The annotation marks the transcript as partial. NCBI's taxonomy places the organism in Eukaryota, Viridiplantae, Streptophyta, Magnoliopsida, Lamiales, Oleaceae. The transcript is spliced from 3 exons.
ACUGAGAUCUUUAAAAUUCGAGAUUUUUGUAAUUUCCACACAAAAAAAAAAAGAAAGAAAAAAAGCCGAAUAGAACUGACCGGAUCGCAUCCGAAACUCCAAAUUCUUCGGCCCCUUUCUGCUCGUCCUCAAUUCUUUUUCAUUUCUCGCACUCCUGAUUAUCUCCAGUUACAGCAUCUCUAUCGCUCGUGCCUUUUCAACUCUCACUCAAUCAGGAUGUCUGAAGCACCCUUUAGGCCAAGAGAAGUUCUCUUCGAUAAGCAAAAGUUAUUUCAGAGCAUUCACAAACAUACGUAUCUGAAAGGACCUUUUGAUAAGAUCACGUCAGUUGCGAUCCCUUUGGCUUUGGCUGGUAGUUCGCUAUUUCUAAUUGGGAGAGGGAUCUAUAACAUGUCUCACGGGAUUGGAAAGAAGGAAUAAGAAGAUGGAUUCCGUUGAAUGUGUGUCCUCUUAGGAACUUCAUUUUUUAAGCACGUGUUUUCAAUAAUGGUUUUUGCUCGACUUAUCUUCCUUUUCUUUGCUAAUAAUUGAUAAAUUGCAAACAUGUUGACGAAUGAAUGUACUUUCCGUCAUCAAUGACACGAGGCCAUGCCAUUCUCUGUUGUUUUGUUUUCUUGGGAGUACAGCUGAACUCCGUUAUGAUUAAGAACGAAUUUGUGGGUGGAAUGAAUCUUAUCAAGCUUCUGUUGGUAGUUUGUAAAAAUAUUGCAGAGAAGUAGCGUUCACUCUUGGUCAACUACUAGAUUGCAUCAACGAGAUUUUUUCUUUA